UGGGCGUGCCAAAAACACUAUUCACAUGUGAAUUUCAACAAAAUUAUAAAAACAUCAUUUUAUUUUCUCGAAAUUCGCUAAAAUUUGAGUCAAAAUGUCAGCAUUGUGCAGAAGAAUAACAUCUUUAGCGACUCAACUUCGAAUCCAAACAUUCGCCGCCGUGGAAUCGCAGAGAAAUGCGCUUAGUUUGCCGACGCGGAUUUUCCCGAGCUUGAACUUUUUCUCAUCAAAGCCACCGCCCGGCCCGCCGACCAUCAAUGAUAAGCUUAUGGAAUUCUUAGACAGUCCCAAAAACUGGAGUGCAGACACCAUAAAAACUGGCAGAUCAUGGAGAACUGAUGAACUCAGAAUUAAAAGUAACGAAGACCUGCACAAGCUUUGGUUUGUCUUGUUAAAGGAACGGAACAUGCUUCUCUCAAUGGAGAGGGAGUGCAAAAAGGAGUACCGGGUUUUUGCCAAUCCAGAGAGAAUUGACAAAGUGGAGGAGAGCAUGGAGAAUUUGGAAAAAGUAGUCCGAGAGAGAAACAAAGCUUACUUUGAUCUUGAAACCACAGAACCCUCUGAACGACCUGGAAAACUUGUUUCCGACCAGAUUGGAAUGAGAUAUUUCUACAAGUACGCAGAGCAUUACAUCCCCAAAAUAAUGAACAGGAAGUGGAGGGCACAAGUGGUUCAUGGCUACGAGGGAAGAGCUGUGAAAAUGUUCCUUCUUCGCAUGGCCGAGAAAAAGUACAACAAGCAGGCUUGGCAGACACACUGCCGAAGAAGAUAUGUUUCUAAAUUGUUCAGAAAUUUCCCAGACGUUGACGAAGAUGCGAUCAGGAAAGCCUUCCCUGAUGUUGAUAUAGAAGCAGCCAAAAAUCACAAAGAUGCUCGAGGGAAUCACAAUAAGAACAUUGCUUAGCUAAUUAAUUGCAGAUAAGUGCAGGAAGUCAAAAUUAAAUAAAUAUUAUGAAAAUGG
Messenger RNA from Neocloeon triangulifer, 961 nucleotides. RefSeq names its product large ribosomal subunit protein uL29m (gene mRpL47). Gene Ontology annotation, biological process: mitochondrial translation. The transcript is spliced from 5 exons. The coding region runs from base 95 to 904 and encodes 269 amino acids. The record is from RefSeq and is a predicted model, not a curated record. Gene Ontology annotation, molecular function: structural constituent of ribosome. Lineage: Eukaryota; Metazoa; Arthropoda; Insecta; Ephemeroptera; Baetidae. Gene Ontology annotation, cellular component: mitochondrial ribosome; mitochondrial large ribosomal subunit.